ACUCUUCUCAAAAUCCUGAUUCGUGAAUAUAUUCAUAUUACCGUCUGCGAGUAAUGUGGUGGAAAAUGUGACUUAUCUGCCAGUAUCCAAUUAAAAGAAGUUGUUUCGGAAAAGUGAAUGCUGCUGUCUUUUCGGGUAGGGAAAGAAAGGGGGAGUGCGUGAGUCACUGCGAGUCCCACGGAAACUUUGGUUAUCAGUGCACGGAGUGACACUUUUCCCUUCGCCGACAUGUCCAACAACAGCGCGAUUAACAGUAACCUAGUAAUCGCACAAAAAGCCGUUAAACAGCUGCGCCUUGAAGCAAGUGUCCGCAGAAUCAAGGUGUCCCAAGCCGCGGCAGAUCUGAAGACCUACUGUCUGCAGAACGCACACAAGGACCCGCUGCUAAUGGGGGUUCCUUCUAGUGAUAAUCCCUUCCGGCCGCCAAAAUCCUGCUCCCUCUUCUGACAUGCAGGUGAAGCUGGUGGAACCCUGGGAGACCCAGGGCUCAAAGCCUUUUCCCUUCCUGUCCCAACUCCUCUUCUGUCCCUGUGGGCCUGUCGCUCUCCUCCCCUUCAAGGUGUUUCCCUAGUGGAACCCGUCUCUCCACAACGUGCCCGAAAGUCCCUGGACUUCGCAGUGAUCCCCUCACAAAUUAGCACUCCUGACCCCUGACAGAAAAAAAAAAAAAAAAGAAAAAAAAUAUUAUGAAAUAUAUAGUGUCACAAUGGAUUAUAGUAUAUUCUAAGUAAUUGCAAAUUCUUUAGGAGAAUAAGUCUAUCUUUUGCGCACAGUAUUUUACAGACCCCUGACACUUGUUUUUGUUUCCUGUGCACUGUACUGUAUUUUUCAUGGGUCAGCACCAUGUACAAACUGACCUGACCAGUAGUCGGCUUUUUCCCUUGGUCAGUGAUGAAAACCGGAAGCUGUUACGAGGAAACCUAAAAUGUCACCUUGCUCUGUUUGGAGCAUAAGACCAGGUUCUUGUCAAUGAAAUAUCAAAGUUGUACGCUUAAUACGCAAUACCCCAUUGUUUCUUUUCUAACAUAAUCUUUGGCGUAAUCCAAAAUUGUCGAGAUGAAUGCAGCUUGUUCUCAUGUCAAACAAACUUGAGCACCUCCAUGAACGAGUGAAUGAUUAUAUCAGAGGGCACAGUAGCCCGGUGUGGACCCUAUUAUUUUAUUUUCUUCAAAUCUUUGCUGUUACACAUAUAAACUUUCAGAUGACAAACAUUAUUUGUAUGAAGAACACCAUUUUCCAUUGCUAAUUAAAAAUACGCAUUUAACGGCAAAAUACUCUGAGAAGCAGAAAUGACAACCAAAUAAUGAAGGAGACCAUUAAGCUCACGCUAAUGAGAAUUAGCAAGCUGUACACAUCCUCCAAAAAACUUGAGUUAAAACUGAUGUGCAAUAAGAUUUCUUAGACGAUAUAAACCACAUUAAAAAAUUUUCUUGCAGCUCAUAAAAGUGGCAUCUAUGAUAAAUGACACCCAAGCCACUCAGCAGUGAAGAUACUAUCCUGCUAUUUAACUAUAAAUUAUGAUUUAAUUUAAUUUUACUUCUUUCGAUUAGACAGGAGAAGUAACAGAGGACAUGGAUGAGUUCUCACAGCGACAGAACGGUACGAAAUCCACCUGAGCUGGAAAUGUUCUUUGCUCGAUAAGCAAUUUGAAGCGCAAAAAAAUGAAAUAAAAACAAUAAGCACGUAUUUGUCUGAAGAGCUGCACUUUCUGCCUCCCCGCAUUCACUGUGGUGGGACACAGGAAGCUACAUUACAGGCGCCCGAGGUUUCAGCUGCACAGCGCAUACCGAACGCAGAUGGCCACCAUGUGGGUACCUCGCUUAGAAGCUAGACAUGCUGCAUACCGUACAGUACAUACCAUAAUGCGCAUGCACGAGACUGUGUGGGCUUCUCACACUGAACGCCAUCUCACCCAUGAAUGACACUGCGGUACUUACCAUAGAAAUUCAGAGAUUAUCCACAACAUGCUGUAGGAGAACAUGCCUGAGAAUGCAUACUAUAAAUGGUUGGAGACAACAGUUAUCUGUGCCUGUACCUGCUUGUUGGGAAUUUAGGUCGUUUGAAAGAUUUUAACAGCCUGCUCUUACUUUGUUUUACCGUGAGUAUCAGUGCUUUGUCCUGUCCCUCUAAUGUCCCAUUGCCUCCGGUUCCAUAAUUACUCAGGUGUCAAUGAGUCCAGUUCUACUUUACAGUUUUUUUUUUGUUUUUUUCAUUUUUAGUUUUGGUUCGUCAUCAAUCCUAAGCGCUGUUCAGGCCCUUUGAGGAGUCUCACACCUUCCCUCUUCUGUACACAAGCUUCCAUCUACAACAGGAUGUUGUCAAUGUGUUUGCAUACUGUCAUGUGCCAAUAUUUGUAUUACUUGAGAAAUAAUGAAAGGUUUUUGGUAAAUAUGUACAAGUAUAUAUAUUUUUUGUCCAUGUACGGAAGAUAUUUAAGCAAAUUCUAUCCUUCUUUAAUUAUAUUGGUUAUACCUGGAGGUGUGGACAAAAACAGUGUGUAGUUACAUGCCAGCAGUUAACCUUAAAGAAAAUUAUGGGAUGUUGAAGGAGGAGAGGAAACCUGAAGCAAAACAGCAGAUGGACUAUGGCUCUGAAAAUACUCUAAAUCUUGCUGUCUACUACAUUUAUGAUUUUUAAAAUGUCCAUGAUGUUUUAUAAUCAGCCCUGUGUGUAAAAAGAUUUCACACCCAAAUGUUACCUUUAUAAAUGAUGUAACACUGUUAUUCUCCUGUGCCUUAACUCAAGUUUUUGUUAUUGCCUGUAUUGUAGAUGUUAACAUCUAGACGUUGCAGUUCAGUUGUGGCAAUUAUUAAAACCAUUGUUGUUUCAUGA
This is a messenger RNA of Conger conger (European conger), 2832 nucleotides long. RefSeq lists its product as uncharacterized. Gene Ontology annotation, molecular function: G-protein beta-subunit binding. The record is from RefSeq and is a predicted model, not a curated record. Gene Ontology annotation, biological process: G protein-coupled receptor signaling pathway. The transcript has 3 exons. The coding region runs from base 229 to 447 and encodes 72 amino acids. Gene Ontology annotation, cellular component: heterotrimeric G-protein complex. NCBI's taxonomy places the organism in Eukaryota, Metazoa, Chordata, Actinopteri, Anguilliformes, Congridae.